Messenger RNA from Debaryomyces hansenii CBS767, 873 nucleotides. RefSeq lists its product as uncharacterized. The record is from RefSeq and is a predicted model, not a curated record. NCBI's taxonomy places the organism in Eukaryota, Fungi, Ascomycota, Pichiomycetes, Serinales, Debaryomycetaceae. The transcript has a single exon. The coding region runs from base 1 to 873 and encodes 290 amino acids.
AUGUCAAGAAUCCAAGAAUCAGGUAUGUUUUCAGGUAGAAAAGGUGGUGGGAGUUGGUACGAAGACUAUACUAACAAUAAAGAUAAUUUAAAUGGGCAUGAUAGACGACAAACGAAAGGAAGAUUUGGAUGGGUGAAGAGGCUAAUGCAAGGACAGAAUAGGAACCAGAAUGGCACGUUGGUGUCAACAUCUAACAUGACGGAGAAUAAUGGAUAUGCUAAUUCAAGAGUGAGGGAAUCAAGAGGGACAGGAUCUUCACAAAGGUCGCAAUCGUUUAGUGGUGGAGAGUCAUAUGAAUACAACACAGACAAUGAUGUAAAUGGUAUGGACCAGAGCGAAGAAAUCGACUCAUCUAACGACAACCAUGAAGCUCGUAGUACCACCAAUAGUGAUCAGCUAACCACACAAUCAGAAAAUGACAAUAUAAGUACAAUCCCGUUGAAGUCAAUGACUUCUGCAUCUACAAAAUCGCCAUCCGUGUUGAGUACAAACCAAGAUAACAAUUCAUACGUUGCCUCCACUGCGGAAACGUCACUAGCUCCAAGCAUACAUGCGAAUUCAGUAACUCAAACAUUGAACCCCAAUAGUCAGUUACAACUGCAGACAUAUGAUAGAGACAGUGAAUCCAUAGUCACAUUGGCAAGUUCGUCUCGCAGAACCAGAAGAAGAAGUCUUGAGACGAACAGCAGCACCGCUGGUAUUCCACCGGCAAGUAUCAUGGAAAGACUAGCAAUUCAUCCAAAUGCUGCCAGUAGUACUUAUACUGCAAGUAUCCAUAAUGCAAAUGAUAGAACAAGCAUUUAUAACGGGAAUAUGGGGGUUUCCCAAUCGAGUGUUACAGACUCCAAUGACCAAGCAAAUUCAGUCAAUUGA